Messenger RNA from Sesamum indicum (sesame), 3630 nucleotides. The record is from RefSeq and is a predicted model, not a curated record. Lineage: Eukaryota; Viridiplantae; Streptophyta; Magnoliopsida; Lamiales; Pedaliaceae.
CACACUCAUUCAUACAGAUACUCUCUCACAGGAGAGGCAUUACUACGAGUAGAGGUAUAAAGCAGAGAAGAAGCUUUACCAGUUUGUAGAGUGAGAAAGAAAAGGCGAAGCCAUGGCCAAUUUCUCUCUUUAGUUUUCUAGAGUGAGAAAGAUAAAAAGUUAAACAAUUGAUUCUGUAUGUAUAUGUUGUGUCUAUUUGCAUUACCCUUGGAAACCUAGGCCACUCUGCCUUUUGCCUUCUUGCUCUCGGUCGGAGCAGAUAUUCAUAUAAACUUCAGUCUAUAUUCUUGGAUGAUUUCGUUUAUGGUGGAGGGCUGAAAUUCGAGAAUCGGUGAUUUUUUGAGUGAAUUUGGAAUGGCGGCGAUAGAAGGUGCAUUGUCCUUCUCUGCGGCGUCAGUUGUGGAGGAUGUUCUGCAACAGCACGGGAAUCGAUCCCGUGAUCUUGAUUUUGAUGCUCGCAGAGCGGAAGAAGCCGCAAUAAGAAGAUAUGAAGCUGCGACUUGGCUGAGAAAAAUGGUAGGAGUUGUGGGUGCAAAAGAUUUACCUGCAGAACCUUCUGAGGAAGAAUUUAGGCUUGGGUUAAGAAGUGGAAUAAUUCUCUGUAAUGUACUUAAUAAAAUUCAGAAUGGAGCUGUGCAAAAGGUAGUUGAAAGUCCAUGUGAUCCUGCACUUAUACCAGAUGGUGCUGCAUUGACAGCGUAUCAAUACUUUGAGAAUGUGAGGAAUUUUCUUGUUGCCGCACAAGAGAUGGGAAUGCCUACUUUUGAGGCCUCUGAUCUGGAGCAGGGUGGAAAAUCCUCAAGGGUCGUGAAUUGCGUGUUGGCCCUUAAGUCCUACAAUGAGUGGAAACAGACAGGAGGAAAUGGGGUUUGGAAAUUUGGUGGAAAUGUUAAAACCACUACAUCUGGGAAACAGUUUGUUCGCAAAAAUUCUGAGCCAUUCACGAGUUCGUUGUCAAGGACUAUGUCCUCCAAUGAGAGAUCCCUUAAUGGUGUAUGUACAGAUAAAGAUGCUAACAGAACGCCCUUGAGUAUGCUUGUUCGAGCAAUUCUGUUAGAUAAGAAGCCAGAAGAUGUUCCAAAUCUCGUUGAGUCUGUACUAAGUAAGGUUGUGGAGGAAUUCGAACAUCACAUUGCAAGCCAAGUUGAAUCGAAGAAGGCUAGUUCUAGAGACUCCAACAUUUCUCAUGGAAGCAAAACCGUGGUAAAACUAUCUUCACCCAGUGUACAGAUCCAAGAAAAGAAUGCUGCAGCUUCAACUAGAGAUCAUAUACUGCAGAAGGACAAAAUUUAUGACAAAGAAUCUGAAUUCAAGCAUCAAAUGAUCGUAGACCAACAACAAAAAGAUAUUAAGCUGUUGAAGCAGACUCUUUCUACUGCAAAAGCUGGCAUUCAGUUCAUGCAAGUGAAAUUCCAUGAAGAAAUUCACAAUCUUGGCCUCCAUAUUCAUGGACUAGCACAUGCUGCUUCUGGUUAUCAUAGAGUUCUUGAGGAAAACAGGAAGCUUUAUAAUCAAGUGCAGGACCUAAAGGGAAAUAUUAGGGUUUAUUGUCGUGUCAGACCUUUCCUGCCAGGACAAAGUAGUUACCUUAGUACUGUGGAUCAUAUUGAGGAAGGAACAAUAACAAUAAAUACUUCAACGAAGAAUGGGAAGGGCAGGAAAUCCUUCAACUUCAACAAAGUAUUUGGGCCUUCGGCAACUCAAGAGGAGGUAUUUUCGGACACUAGACCACUAGUAAGAUCAGUCCUCGAUGGUUACAACGUUUGCAUUUUUGCUUAUGGCCAAACAGGAUCGGGAAAGACUUACACUAUGACUGGACCCAAAGAUCUCACAGAGAAUAGCCAGGGGGUGAAUUACAGGGCUUUGGGUGAUUUGUUCCUCAUUGCCGAGCAAAGAAAGGAUACUUUCUUCUAUGACGUGUCUGUUCAGAUGAUUGAGAUUUACAAUGAGCAAGUUAGGGAUCUUCUCGCUUCUGAUGGCUUAAGCAAAAGAUUAGAAAUUCGAAACAGUUCCCAUACAGGACUCAGUGUACCAGAUGCAAGUUUGGUGCAUGUCUCUUCAACAUCUGAUGUUAUCGAUCUGAUGAACCUUGGGCAAAGGAAUCGUGCAGUUGGUGCGACAGCUCUCAAUGACCGCAGUAGUCGCUCCCACAGUUGUUUAACAGUGCACGUCCAAGGAAGAGAUUUGACUUCUGGAAAUAUUCUUCGAGGUUGCAUGCAUCUAGUUGAUUUGGCUGGAAGUGAGAGAGUUGACAAAUCUGAAGUGACAGGUGACAGACUAAAAGAGGCUCAACAUAUUAAUAAAUCUCUUUCUGCCUUGGGCGAUGUCAUAUCCUCACUUGCCCAAAAGAACUCACAUGUCCCUUAUCGAAAUAGCAAACUCACGCAACUGCUGCAAGACUCACUUGGAGGGCAAGCAAAAACAUUAAUGUUUGUUCACAUAAGCCCCGAGCCAGAUGCCGUUGGAGAGACAAUUAGUACACUUAAAUUUGCCGAGCGUGUCGCUACCGUUGAACUUGGCGCUGCACGAGUGAACAAGGAUACGGCAGAUGUUAAAGAACUCAGAGAACAGGUUGCCAGUCUUAAGGCUGCCUUGGCGAGGAAAGAUGGAGAACCUGUGUCGAUACAGCAGAAGGUAUCAGGAAGUCCCUGUAACAUGCAGACAUCACCUUUUCAAGCUAUUUCAAAUGCUAGAAAUGUAGGUUUGCUGUCACCAAAUGGCCUGAGGAAGCCAAUGGAAGAUGUAGGCAACAUAGAGGUUCAUACCAAUCCUUCACUGAGGCAAAAGAAGCAAAGCUUGGAUCUAGAUGAGCUACUUGGAAAUUCCCCUACCUGGCCGCCUGUCAGCAGCCCUUGCCCAAACAGUCGGGUUGAUGAUAGAGAAGUGGGCUCUGGCGAGUGGGUAGACAAACUCAUGGUGAACAAGCAAGAUCCUGUCCAAGUGGAAAAUAACUUGGGCUUCGGCAACAUCUCUGAUGUCUUUAAUCAGAAAUAUUUAUCAGAUUCUUCAAAAUAUUACCCUACCGAUGAUCAGGAUCAACUUGAUGCUGAAACCAGCGAUUCAUCUGAGCCAGAUUUGCUUUGGCAGUUUAACCAUUCCAAACUUGGGAGCUUCAACAAUGGGAUUGGUCCAAAGGUCGAGAAACCUCACGUAAAACAAACCAGAAGUCCAGAAUUCAGGAGCAUGAUCCCCAAAUUAGGCCCUUCACCAUCACGAAAAGCAGUGAGUGGAGCUGGCCAAGGACACAAUUCUUCACUGAGGAUCGGGAGGCAGACUUCUGAAAUAAAACGUAAAACAGGGAUCAGAAAGUAGAAUCUUUUUCCUCUUUACUCAAGGCGAGAGAACGAAUAUAAGUGUAGAGUUUCCUUUUUUUUUUUUUUGUUUUUUUCGAGUCAUUUUUUCAUAUAUAGGCCAAAAAAGCAAUUACUCCAGUUGCUCUUGUUAUGUAUUAUGUGGCCAAUAACAUUCUUUUACCAUGAGUUGUUGUGAAAAUAGGCCACAUGUAUUAUUGUUUGCUGGAUUUUUUAGAAAGUAUUCCAGCCUUUGUUGCUGAUUACAAGCGUGAAGAAUGUGAUUGAUUCCUUGACAAUGUCUUCUUGUCAAGUAUAAAUUCAGAAAGAGUUCCAAUUA